ACACGGUCACGCUGAGCUAGUGCCCAGGCCUGGAAUCGGGCUGCAGCCUCAGCCGCGCCCGCCGCCUCCCGCCGCUUGCCGACCAUGGACCCCCGCAAAGUGAGCGAGCUUCGGGCCUUCGUGAAAAUGUGUAAGCAGGACCCGAGCGUUCUGCACACCGAAGAAAUGCACUUCCUGAGGGAGUGGGUGGAGAGCAUGGGCGGUAAAGUACCACCUGCUGUUCAUAAAACUAAAUCAGAAGAAAAUAUCAAGGAAGAAAAAGCAGAUAGUAAGAAGGCGGAGGAAAACAUAAAGACAGAUGAACCAUCAAGUGAGGAAAGUGAUCUAGAAAUUGACAAUGAAGGUGUGAUUGAACCAGACACUGAUGCACCUCAAGAAAUGGGAGAUGAAAACGUAGAGAUAAAUGAGGAGAUGAUGGAUCAGGCAAAUGAUAAAAAAGGGGCUGCCAUUGAUGCCCUAAAUGAUGGUGACCUACAGAGAGCCAUUGACUUGUUCACAGAUGCCAUCAAGCUGAAUCCUCGCUUGGCCAUUCUGUAUGCCAAGAGAGCCAGUGUCUUCAUCAAAUUACAGAAGCCAAAUGCUGCCAUCCGAGACUGUGACAGAGCUAUUGAAAUAAACCCUGAUUCAGCUCAGCCAUACAAGUGGCGAGGGAAAGCACAUAGACUUCUGGGCCAUUGGGAAGAAUCAGCCCACGAUCUUGCCCUUGCAUGUAAAUUGGAUUAUGAUGAAGAUGCUAGUGCAAUGCUGAAAGAAGUUCAGCCAAGGGCUCAGAAAAUUGCAGAACAUCGGAGAAAGUAUGAGCGGAAACGUGAAGAGCGAGAGAUCAAAGAAAGAAUGGAAAGGGUUAAGAAGGCUCAGGAAGAACAUGAGAGAGCCCAGAGGGAGGAAGAAGCCAGACGACAAUCAGGAGCUCAGUAUGGCUCUUUUCCAGGUGGCUUUCCUGGGGGAAUGCCUGGUAAUUUUCCUGGAGGAAUGCCUGGAAUGGCAGGGGGCAUGCCUGGAAUGGCAGGAAUGCCUGGGCUCAGUGAAAUUCUUAGUGAUCCAGAGGUUCUUGCAGCCAUGCAGGAUCCAGAAGUUAUGGUGGCCUUCCAGGAUGUGGCCCAGAACCCGGCAAAUAUGUCAAAAUAUCAGAGCAACCCAAAGGUGAUGAAUCUCAUCAGUAAAUUGUCAGCCAAAUUUGGAGGUCAAGCGUAACGCCCUUCUGACAAAUAAAGCCCUGGCUGAAGGAAAAGCAAUGGAGAUCACCCAGUGGAUGUCGCAAUAAUACAAACCAAUGUACCUCUGACCUUCUCAUGAAGAAAGCUGGGGUGCUUUGAAGAGAAUCCCUACCCCUCUGCCCCAAAUGCAGCUGUAACAUUUUACAGUGCUUUGCCAUAGGGUAUUUGUUCAGAUAAUGUUUUCCUACUAGAAAUUACAAACUUUAAACACUUUUAAACCUUAAAAAUAUUUAAAAACAAAUUAAAAGGGUAUGUAAAACCCUACAUUUUUCUUUAAUCAUUUCAGUGUUUUCCUUUGAAUUAAUUGGGCAAAGAAUAUACUUUAGUAUGGAAGAUUUAUUGCUCAGUUUGAGUGAAAUACAGGUUUAUUAGUGGGAGGUAAAUAUAAGAUUUAAAUAGAUAAAAUUUUAGUUGGAUAUAUGGUUACUGAGGCAUUUUGAUUUGUCUUUUUAAAUGCUUUAUUUAAAAAAAAA
This is a messenger RNA of Rhinolophus ferrumequinum (greater horseshoe bat), 1690 nucleotides long. RefSeq names its product hsc70-interacting protein-like. The transcript has a single exon. Gene Ontology annotation, molecular function: Hsp70 protein binding; protein dimerization activity. The coding region runs from base 85 to 1194 and encodes 369 amino acids. The record is from RefSeq and is a predicted model, not a curated record. Lineage: Eukaryota; Metazoa; Chordata; Mammalia; Chiroptera; Rhinolophidae.